AUGGGAAUGACAAAACAGAGCAAGAGCAAUGGCGAAGGCUGGGGAAUGGGAUUCCUCCUAGUUUUCUUCUCCGAAGAAGAUGAAAAUCAAGAAUCCAGCAACCGAAAAUCCAACAAUCUCAAUCAAUUCUCCCCUUCUCCCUCCUUCACCCGCACCAAUUCAUCCCAAAUCAUCCACAAAGCCCAAUCCACAAUCUCCAUCUGCCUCCUCCUCCUCUUCACCUCUCUCCUCCUCUUCACCCUCUCCACCCUCCCCUCCGCCACCUCCCGCCGCCACCUCACCUCCCCCUCCAAUCUCUCUCAUGCAUUGCAAGGAAUGGGCACCCUCUACCGCCGCGGCACCAGAGCAAUGACCGAACUCGUCGUCGCUCACGCAGUCGAGUCGCUAACUCAGAACGAGCUGAAACUCUUCCUCCGCCUCUUCCACCGCUCCCCCCUCGCCUCAAAAUCCGAUCUUUUGAUCAUAUUCCCCUCCAAUUCCGCCGCCCACGACGCCGCCAUCCUCGAAGAGAACGACUCGUUCCUCAACCUCCUGACUCGGUACCAAUCCAGCAACAUUUCUCUCUCAUCACCGAGUUUCGAUGUGGCCCAGUUCACGAAACUCACCAAGAGGGAGAAAGAAAUCGGCGAGCCCAUCUGGGGCCGGAAAACUCGCAGGAAUUCCACUGGCGCCGCCGAGUCGACUCGGCUGAGUUACGGCUCGGUGGCGGGUUUCGACGUGGAGGAACUCGACCCGGAGAACUCGCUAUCCGGGUUCCUGGAUCAUGUUCCGAUGAAUUUACGGAGAUGGGCCUGUUACCCGAUGCUAUUGGGCCGGGUCAGGAGGAAUUUCAAGCACGUGAUGAUAGUCGACGUGAGGGAAUUUUUAGUACUCGGAGACCCACUCGGCCGAGUCAGGACUCAGGGGGCCGAGUCAGUCCUGGUCAGCGCGGUGGGCAAACACGGGAAGAGAAACUCGGAGAGAACUCACCCGGUCCGGGUCCACUCGGGCGUGUUGAUGGGCGGGUCGAGAGGGAUUAGGAGAGUAUGCAGCAAGAUGCUGACGGAUAUCGUCAGGGCUUCGAUGCAGCAACAGCACAGGAAGAAGAGAAACUCGGUGGCCGACGCGGUGCUUUUCAACCAACUCGUUCAAAACGACAACGUUUUGAAGGAAGUGAAGUUGAUGGUGUCGACGGAGUCGAUGCCCGAGUUGAGUUCACUCGGCUCGAAAUCGGGUUGGCAUAAUUUGUUGAAGAGUAAUAAUAGUGAUGGGUUGAUUAGGGUUGGAAAUCCCAAUUUGGAUGUUAAUUCCCAGGUAAUGAAGCAAUUAUGCUCGUUUGCUGUAGAUUCUACAGUUUAUAGUGAUUGUCAGUAG
Molecule: messenger RNA, 1353 nt
Organism: Salvia splendens (bonfire salvia)
Lineage: Eukaryota; Viridiplantae; Streptophyta; Magnoliopsida; Lamiales; Lamiaceae
Exons: 1
Coding region: 1-1353 (450 amino acids)
Source: RefSeq, a predicted model, not a curated record